Molecule: messenger RNA, 7411 nt
Organism: Pyrus x bretschneideri (Chinese white pear)
Lineage: Eukaryota; Viridiplantae; Streptophyta; Magnoliopsida; Rosales; Rosaceae
Exons: 23
Coding region: 111-6863 (2250 amino acids)
Molecular function (GO): helicase activity
Source: RefSeq, a predicted model, not a curated record
UCUCUCUCUCUCUACCAUCUGAGUUUCUCAGACUCGUGCUCUCCCUCCAUGGUCUCUCUCUCUACAGAAAACCCUAGUUAAUUGUAAUUCAAGAAAUUCGAACAGGAUCAAUGGAGAAGAAACUAUCCUCGAGAAGAGAGCUGUUGGACCGCUGGAGAGUCAUUGAGGAGGAAGCGGACGAAGACGACGAUCGCAUUGACCCCUCCAAACGGCACCGUCUCCACCACAACAAAGAACAAUGGUUUGCAGAUGCAUUUAGUUUCUUGAUCUGUUUGCCAAAAGAAAAUCAUAUUUGGUGUGGGUCGUGGGACUUAAUGGGGCCUCUUCUGGAGACAUUUUAUAACUACUUCAAAGAUGACAAUGCUGAUUCUCCUCUUAGACAACUAUGGAGGAGAAUCUCUGAGGAAAUGCGGCAGUGCAUCCAGUGCAUUUCCCAGCACUAUCAAGCCCAAGAGAUGUAUAUCAUGGAGUAUGAGACAAGUUCUAUUGGUCCCCUCUUGGAUGUUUUGCGAAGUCUCGAUGAGGAAAGAGUGACACAGCACUUGAUAGAGAUAAAUACUAAAUUAGCCCGAAAAGAAUAUGAUGCUGCCCGUGAUAAUGCAGAAGUCAUUAGUGUCAUGUAUGAGGUUCUAAUGUUCCCUGUAUUAUUGGAUGAUGAGUCCUUAUUCACUGAGUUUGAAAGAUUCAUUGAAGCAGUUGACAGCAUGCAUGAACUGGCUCUGGCUGGACAGCAACAGUUUCCGGGUGUUUAUGCAUUAUUUUUCUUCAAGAGAAGAGUGCGCUCUAUUGGUCAUCGUCUAGCUGGUUCUAUGGGAAAACUGAGGAGAGCAACAGAUUUGGAACCCUUGCAGCCUAUACUUAAGAAAUUCAUCGGCUUCUUGGAGACUGAAGUGUUACCGUCAACUUUGAAAACUUCAAGGCCCAGAGUGCAGUUGGAGCGUACAUCCAUAUGGGUUGGAAUAAAAUCUCUGCUUGGGUUUUUGGAACCUCCAGCUUUUGAAGAAGGGAUAUUAGAGCGCUAUCCUAUUUUUCUUGAUAUUGUACUCAACCAUAUUAGUGGCGAUUCAUCGGAAUUCUCUCAUGCAGUUUCUUGCUUGAGAAUACUCUUUGAAAUGCUUGGUUGUAAGCUUUGGUUGAGAUCAACACUGUCUCCAAGUGUGAUGCGGAAUACUCUGAUAGGGCAGUGUUUUCAUACUCGAAGCGAGAAAAGCCAUAAGGAUAUUUUUGAUCUUCUUCAGCCUUUUCUGCAGUCUCUUGAAGCUUUGCAAGAUGGGGAACAUGAAAAACAGCGCAGGCAUUUUCUCUAUUUUCUCCUCAUUCAGGUGCCUGCGAGCAGUAACUUCAGUGGCUUAACGAGGCAAAAGGCUUGUCAGAUAGCACUCCUUAUUAUACAUCGAGGCUACACGAUGAACCCGCCUUGUCCUCCUUCUGAAUGCGCACAUAUGUGGGGCCCUUCUCUUGUGUCAUCGUUAAAGGAUUCUUCACUUCACAAUUCUCUAAGGCAACCUGCCUUUGAUCUGAUACAAACUAUCAUGGUGUCUGAUGCUGCUGUGUUAGUAAGCACAGUGCUAAAUACCCACCUAAACCUUUGUUCUGAAAGAAGCAUGUCCUAUGAGUUGAAUGAUGAAGAUGAUGAGGGGCUUCCAUUUGCUGAGAAUACAAAAGAGCAGGAUAAUAGCUCAUGGAGUGAAUUUAGCAUACAAAGUAAAAUUGCAUCCCGGGAAUUUAGAGAGUGGAUGUGCAUUCCAAUGUUAUGGAUUGAUGUCCUUGCUGACAUCAAUCCAUCAGUUCUUCCUAUAUCAUUUUCCAAGGCUGUUUUGUGGGCACGAUCUCGUUUUCCUAUGGUAGAACCAGUGACUGGUGCAGAAACGGCCCUUCCAGUCAGAACCUGGCUUUCAUCAUCUUCUGCAGAAAUAUCUUCAACCUUUGGGUGGAAGGUUCCUACUGGUUCUGACGAUGGUGGAGAUGUAGUGUCAAAGAAUGCAAUAAAAGCCUCGACAAUGCCUCUUCCUCUAAUACGAACAUUCAACAGGUUAACAACACAUUUUCUGGUUCAUGUGGGGCAGGGGGAACUUCGUAAGCAGUGGACGUGGGAGCCAAGGAUGGGUGAAAGCUUGUUCCUCUCACUUAUAGAUCCCAAUGAUGAUGCAAGGAAAUUUGGCAAGUCAAUCCUGGAACAGGUUUCCAAUACACAGGGUCUUGCUUGUAGUUUGACAUUCCUAUGUUCUUAUAGGUCUUCAUUGUCUGCUGUCUUUUUGGGCUUGAGACAUGCUGUGAAACUGGUCCAACUGGAUAUUGUUUUAUUAAAGUUUCAGACUCUGCAUCAUUUUUUCUUUGUUCUGCGGAGACUACUUAUUGAUGGGGAUUCACGUGCUGCGGAUAUUCCAGAAUCUGACCACUUAAAUAUGGCAAAAUUCUCUUCCCAAGGUGGAUUUCUCAGGCAGCCAGUCUUUGAUUCAUCCCCUCCCAACAAUGGGCAUUCACCAAAUGUUGACCUAAAUUUACUGAAAAGAUUUUAUAACUUGAUAUCGGAAACUGCAUGGCCUUCCAUCUGCAGGUGCUUAUUGGAAGGAAAAGCAUUUAUUGAUAACAGUAUUAAUCAGAUGACUUGUGUACGCAUACUUGAGAUCCUCCCAUGUGUAUUUGAAAGAAUAUACUCUGGCGUACGGGAAAACACAUGUGACUUCUCAUGGCUACAUGAUUUUAUGGAUUGGGGAAAGUCAUCACUUAAAACUGUGGUUGUAUACUGGCAACGAACAAUCACAUCCUUGUUGAAGCUGCUGAAAGGGUCAUAUAACAGUGCUAUUGCAUUGACAAUCAGCACCAUUGAAAAUCUCAUUUCAUGUGGCUUAUCUUUUGAGAAGUAUUCAGCUCCUUAUGUGCAACCCUUGUCCAUCAAGGAUCCAGAUGUCCAAAUCUUGCACUCACCAUCGGUGGAUAAUAGAAAGCAUAGAGAUGACAUGAUUGUCCUUUCUGAUGAGGAAACUACAGCUGUUUCACCAGAUGAAGUAAUUUUGUCUGAUACUAAGGUGAGUCGGUGUAUGGCGGAUGACAAGACAAUUGCUCCUAAUGAUGACAAAAGCACUUCAUAUACCGAAUCUGUGAAGAAGGUUUCUGGUGUUUAUACAUCCAAGUUUUAUUUGAAGGCCUUUGAGAAAAGAGAUGCUACAGAUAGUGCUCACUUGGCUGUUCAGAAACGGGAGAUUGAUAGAUCUAUAGGAAAACUGCCACCUGUUUUCUCCCUGAAAUCAAAAGAUGAAGAUAAUAACAGGAAAUUCCAAAAAGUUGAAUCAAGCUCCAACGCUUCAUUGAAAGAGAUAGUAAGUGAUGCCAAAGACAAUUCCUUGGAGUCUUCUCUCAAUUCGGCCAAGCAUCAGCAGUCACCUUUGGAAAAAAUUAGCAUUGCUGCUCCUAAACGACAACUCAUUCAGCUUAAAUCACCUUUGCUGAACAGGCCUAGCCAUUUACAAAGGCUGGAAGCUCGAGUGAAAAGGUUCAAGCCGCCAAAGCUUGAUGACUGGUAUAGACCUAUCUUAGAAUUAGAUUACUUUUCACUGGUGGGGGUAGCAUCUGGAAGUGAAAAUGAUAACCAAAAACGUGCAAAAUUAAAGGAGGUUCCUGUGCAGUUCCAAUCACCUGAACAGUAUGUUGAAAUUUUUUGUCCAUUGGUUUUGGAGGAGUUUAAAGCACAGUUACAUAGUUCUUUUAUAGAAAUGUCUUCAUGGGAAGAGAUAUAUUUUGGAACUUUAUCAGUGCUUUCAGUUGAAAGAAUUGAUGAUUUUCAUCACGUUCGCUUUGCUCACGAUGACAAUGAUUCUACAAUGUCAAGCAACUUUUCAGAAAAUGACCUAGUAUUACUAACAAAAGAGCCCCCCCAAAAAUCUUCUCAUGAUGUUCAUGUGCUUGGGAAGGUGGAGAGGCGUGAGUGGGACAAUAAAAGAAGGUUAAGUAUACUACUCAUCAGGUUUUAUCUGUUGAAUGGUACGUCACGUUUACAUCAAGCCAGAAGGAACCUCCUUGAACGCAGUAAAUGGCAUGCAAGUCGUAUUAUGAACAUUACACCUCAACUUCGUGAAUUUCAGGCAUUAUCAUCACUAAAGGAUAUCCCUUUACUUCCAGUUAUUUUGAAGCCUGCGAAUGAUUCUUAUGAUUCUAGUGAAAGCAAGGAAGUAGAUCUGAGCAAACUGUCCCAACCCUUGCAGCGUAUACUGAAGUCAUCCUUUAAUGACAGUCAACUUCAAGCUAUUAGUGUUGCCACUGGAACACCUAGGCGGAAGAAAGAUUUUGAAUUAUCCCUUAUUCAGGGUCCUCCAGGUACUGGUAAGACAAGAACAAUUGUGGCCAUUGUCAGCGCUUUGCUUGCUUCCCUUACCCAUAGGACAGAUCCUGACGAAAAAAUUCAUGAUCUCAGUUUGAAGCAAAUUUCAGUUCCCAAGAUUAACCAGGCUGCUGCUGUUGCAAGGGCGUGGCAGGAUGCAGCCUUGGCCAGACAAAUAAACGAGGAUGCCCAAAGGAAUAUGAACGCUGUAGAAAGUUGCUUGAGAGGAAGGGUCCUCAUCUGUGCCCAGUCUAAUGCUGCUGUUGAUGAAUUAGUGUCAAGGAUUUCUAGCCAAGGGCUGUAUGGAAGUGAUGGAAAGAUGUAUAAGCCAUAUCUUGUGCGGGUUGGGAAUGCGAAAACAGUUCAUCCAAAUUCGCUACCAUUCUUCAUUGAUACACUUGUUGAUCAACGGUUGGUGGAUGAGAAGAUGAAAUUGACAGACACAAAGAAUGAUUCGAGUGUCGAUUCUUCAACUACACUGCGCUCUAAUCUUGAAAAGUUAGUCGAUCGAAUUAGAUUCUAUGAGGCCAAACGUGCUAACUUAAAUGAUCGGGAUCCUGACCUUAAAAAGUCUUCUGUAGAUGAUAAUUAUAAGGGGGAUGAUGGGAAGGACAUGUCUGAUGCAGAAAUAUCUUUCAAGUUAAGAAAACUUUAUGAGCAAAAGAAGCAAAUUUAUAAGGAUCUUAGUAUUGUUCAGCAGCAGGAGAAGAAAACUAAUGAAGAAAUCAGAGGACUUAAAUAUAAACUGCGGAAGUCUAUACUAAGAGAAGCUGCAAUAGUGGUAACUACAUUAAGUGGCUGCGGGGGAGAUCUUUAUGGAGUGUGCUCUGAAUCUAUGUCAAGUCAUAAGUUUGGCAGUCCACCUGAACAUACUCUUUUUGAUGCUGUUGUUAUUGAUGAAGCUGCUCAAGCUCUGGAACCUGCUACUCUGAUUCCUCUUCAGCUUUUAAAGUCUAGGGGUACCCAAUGUAUCAUGGUUGGCGAUCCAAAGCAGCUUCCUGCAACUGUUCUUUCAAAUGUUGCCAGUAAAUUUCUUUAUGAGUGUAGCAUGUUUGAACGUUUACAAAGGGCUGGACACCGUGUUAUCAUGCUGACCAAACAGUAUAGGAUGCACCCAGAAAUAUGUCUGUUUCCUUCUUUGCAUUUUUAUGAGAAGAAGUUGCUGAAUGGCGAUCAUAUGUCCAGCAAAUCAGCAUUAUUUCACGAGACUGAAGGUCUUGGACCUUAUGUAUUUUAUGAUGUUAUUGAUGGCCGGGAGCAUCGUGGUAAGAAUGCCAGUGGGCUGUCCCUUUAUAAUGAACAUGAAGCUGAUGCUGCAGUUGAAUUACUCAAGUUUUUCAAAAAGAGGUACCCUUCUGAAUUUGUUGGUGGAAGAAUUGGCAUCAUAACUCCAUAUAAGAGUCAGCUCUCGCUGUUGCGUUCUCGUUUUUCUAGUGCCUUUGGAUCUUCUACCAUGGAUGAUAUGGAACUUAAUACCGUUGAUGGCUUCCAAGGUCGGGAGGUUGAUAUACUGAUACUUUCCACUGUUAGAGCGGCAGAGCCAAGCUCUGCUGCACCUGGAAGCAAUUCUAGCAGUAUCGGAUUUGUUGCUGAUGUAAGACGGAUGAAUGUUGCCUUGACCAGAGCCAAGUUCUCACUUUGGAUUUUGGGUAAUGCAAGGACUUUGCAGACAAACCAAAACUGGGCUGCUCUUGUGAAAGACGCUCAAAAGAGAAAUUUGGUUAAAACAGCUAAAAAGCCAUACAAGGACAUGUUCAAAACAGCUUCUGAGCAAAAUUCUGGUAAUCGUUCAUUGGAGCCACAACAUGUUCAAAAGGUUAAAGAUGCAAGUCUGCAUGCAAGGAAAUAUGCAAAGGAAGCACAUGAAAGAAAAACAAAACACAUUGAUCAUGUUUGGAGUAAAAGAAGACUUGGUGCUAGUGAACCAGAUGUUUCAGCAACUAAAGAUGAUACCAGAAUUAAAAUAGUGCAGGCCAGAGAUGAAUAUGAUUUACCACUGAAGGAUGGCUUUUCUACUGUCACUCCAGAUGCCCACGGUAAAAAUUCCAAGGAUGUCAAGUCCACAGAGUCAGAGGAACGUGUUACAAAUAGUGAAAGUAGAGAUAAAGAUAGCAAAAAAAGGAACAUUAAUUUGGACAAUACUCAAACUGGUAAGAGGAAAAACAGAUUUGAAAAUUCAAAAAGGGAUGCAGAUAACUCUGAACAAAGAACAGAUGACGGUGGACCUAUGAAAUUGCGAGAGUCAAAAAGGGCUAAGAGAUCUUUUGAUGGUGACAGAAGCCAGAAAAAGCAAGUUUUACCUCCCUCAGAUCAAACAAAGGAUGCAAGUGAUGGAGGUAGAGCUUCAAAUCAAGUUGCAACUUCUUUAGAUUUAAUUGCAAAAAGGAAAAAACAGCGAGAAGCUGUUGAUGCUAUACUUUGCUCAUCUCUGAUUCCUUCAAAGAAGUCUGAAAAAUCAAUAAACCCCGUGCCUGCUAAAAGACCUCAAUCGUUUUCCUCAACUGCAAGCAGUGGCAUAAAACCACCCAAGUCAAGGAAAGAUUGACUGGCCUGUUUCGGUGUUUUGUCAGUUUUGCCCAGAAUUCUCAAUCUGUGAACUUUCUCGCGCAGCCCAGAAUAUACAGCUGACUGCUUGCUUACAACGAGCCUAAGUUUUCCAUUCAUUUAUUUGAGAUUUGAAGAACGUCGUAAGCUUUUGCAGACUGCUAUAGAGAAUGUACAGCUGACUGCUGGCUUACAAUAUGCAGUAUUUGGUUGCAUCCCUCUACCGUCACAACGAGCAGGAGACGAGGUCCGAUUUGAAGGUGUUUCAUCUGAAAUUUCUGGUACGCCAUUGUAAAAUAGUCUUUUGAUAGGUGUGCCACAAUUGGUUUAGCUCGUAUCCUUUCUAUGGUUUUUGGAAGAUCAUGUGUAUAUAUCAGUCAGUGUAAAUACUAGUAAUUGUACUCUCUUUAAUUCAGAACUUUUCGUCACAUAAACCUCUGAUCGACCAAAGCAAUUUCAUCAAGGUAGAUUGUUAUAGUUUAUUAAAAGUCUCAGUUGUAUUGCCAUGGUUGUGCAAAGAAAUGAAUAUACUUGGUUUUUUUGUGUGUA